GUGAUGAUAAUUUGAUGAAAGAGAUAAUUAUUGAUAUUUUUUUUAAUGAAUAGAGGAGUCAUAAUUUUUUAUUUUUUCUUUUUUUAUCAGUAAAAAAAAUUGAACUCACAUAUUUUCACUAGUUUAAACAAAUUUGUGACCAACUUCACUAAUAAUUCAAUUUUGAAAAGUAAAUAAAAUUUGUUAAAAAGCGGAAACCAUUCUCCUACACGAGAGAGAAGCGAGCGAAAAGAUGAAUUUACGAAAUCUAUAAAUUCCUGAACCGAGCUAAAUGGAAAAUGUUUAUAUCGAUUUGGUUCUGUUUCAUUUCCGAUCAUAACUAUAAGCUUUGCUGCCAGUUUCCGUGAUCAGUGUCAGUUGCACCGUGCUCAUAGAUCCAGCGCCAGCAGUCCAAAGAUAUGCAAGGGUUGAUUCUAGGCCUGUGGGAAUUUUGGCCUUCACAGGCUUUUUGAUUUUGCAAGCUUUCUCAACAAUGACCGGAUAAAGCCAGGGGAUUCAAUUUGACACAGGAAGCACUCCCUCAUCUCAAAGAUCAAGUGAAAAGAUGGUUGUCCUCGCUGCAUCCAUUGUGAGCAAAUCCGGAAAAGUGCUAGUUUCUAGACAGUUUGUGGACAUGUCUCGUAUCAGAAUUGAGGGUCUUCUAGCAGCAUUUCCCAAGUUGGUAGGCACCGGAAAGCAGCACACAUUUUUUGAGACGGAGAAUGUACGCUAUGUUUACCAGCCAAUAGAAGCACUCCAUCUACUUAUUAUAACAAACAAAAGUAGCAACAUACUGGAAGAUUUGGCAACUCUGAGACUCCUCUCCAGACUUGUGCCUGAAUAUUCUUACUCCCUCGAUGAAGAGGGUAUUUGCGAACAUGCAUUUGAGUUGAUUUUUGCAUUUGAUGAAGUCAUCUCUCUUGGGCACAAGGAAAAUGUGACUGUUGCACAAGUUAAGAACUACUGUGAGAUGGAGAGUCAUGAAGAGAAACUACACAAACUUGUUAUGCAGAGCAAAAUCAAUGAAACUAAGGAUGUUAUGAAGCGGAAAGCUAGUGAGAUUGAUAAAAGCAAGGUUGAAAAGAACAAAGGGGAUAAAGGGGGAUUUGGUCCCUUACAGUCACUAGGCUCUGGAAAAAUUGAAAAUAGCCUUAGUGAUUUGAGCAUAUCUAGCAGCGGAACUGCUUUUGGAAGUGGCUCUGGUCUCGGAUUUGGUUCUGAUGUUGAUUCCUUUCCUACCAAGUCUAAAGGUCGUCCUACAUCAUCUGCUACUGCUCCACCAAAAGGUCUUGGAAUGAAGCUUGGUAAAUCCCAAAAGGCAAAUCAGUUCUUGGAAUCAUUGAAAGCAGAAGGUGAGGUCUUUCUUGAAGAAGUUCAGCCAAAACUUGGCCUGUCUCAGGCAGCUGCCCCACCACCUACGGAUCCCAUCACUUUAACUGUUGAAGAGAAACUAAAUGCGACACUAAAACGAGACGGUGGAAUCGGUAAUUUUGAUGUUCAAGGCACAAUGUCCCUCCAAAUUCUCAGCAAAGAGGAUGGACAUAUUCAAGUUCAGGUCCAGACUGGUGAGAAUCAAGCCAUCAUUUUCAAGACACACCCCAACAUGAAUAAAGAAUUAUUUGCCAAUGAAAAUAUACUAGGCCUAAAGGAUCCCAAUAGACCUUUCCCCACUGGUCAAACUGGUGGUUCUGAAGGUGUCGGUCUCUUAAAGUGGAGAAUGCAAAGCACUGAUGAAUCAAUGGUACCGCUGACAAUCAACUGCUGGCCUACUACUUCUGGAAACAAUACUUCUGUCAGCAUCGAGUAUGAGGCUUCUUCAAUGUUUGAUUUGCAGAAUGUUUUGAUUUCAGUACCUCUUCCAUCUAUUCGGGAAGCACCAUCUGUUAAUCAGAUUGAUGGGGAAUGGAGGUAUGACUCCAGGAAUUCCCUUUUAGAGUGGUCUAUCCUUCUGAUUGAUAAUUCAAACCGCAGUGGGUCAAUGGAAUUUGUUGUUCCGCAAGCUGAUCCAUCAGCAUUCUUCCCCAUUUACAUUCAUUUUAAGGCAACAGAAACAUUUAGCAAACUGAAGGUCACCAACACCAUACCGCUAAAGGGUGGUAAUCCUCCUAAAUUUUUUCAGCGGACACAGUUGGUCACAGAAAACUACCUCGUUGAGUGAUUCAUUUUCUCCUUCUCGAGGCUUAGCCAUGACAGGUUGGCUUUUACCAAUGCGAUUCUUUUACCAAAGGGUUUUCCUUUACCACGUUGCAUCAUUUAUUAAAUUCGAGUCAUAAUUUAUUUCACAAGCGCAGUCCAAAGUAAGAAAUUUCACAAUGUGAAACUUAAAAAUCUCUUUUUACUUCUUAGCUUCUAUAUUUUAUACGGUGAGAUGCCAUUCCCAUCUCUCUGUCCUCUGAAUUUGAGAAUGGAAUAAAUAUGUUACAUGUGGGUUA
Molecule: messenger RNA, 2411 nt
Organism: Vigna radiata var. radiata (mung bean)
Lineage: Eukaryota; Viridiplantae; Streptophyta; Magnoliopsida; Fabales; Fabaceae
Product: coatomer subunit delta
Exons: 13
Coding region: 545-2137 (530 amino acids)
Biological process (GO): retrograde vesicle-mediated transport, Golgi to endoplasmic reticulum; Golgi localization; endoplasmic reticulum to Golgi vesicle-mediated transport
Cellular component (GO): COPI vesicle coat; cytosol
Source: RefSeq, a predicted model, not a curated record